AUGUCGACCGCACCGCUGUGUACCACCACGUUUAAACUCAACAAUGGUCGCCCUGGAUCCGAUGAUGAAAAGGCCCUUGAGGACUGCAUCGUCACUGCCUUGAAGAACGGCUAUCGCCUUCUCGACACGGCGCAGCGGUACGAGGUCGAGCCUGUGGUCGGCCGCGCCAUCCGCAAAAGCGGCGUCCCGCGCGAGGAAAUCACCGUCGUGACGAAAUUCUGGGGCGAGUGGCACCACAACCCCGCCGAAGCCCUCGAGAUCUCUCUUCGCGAUCUCGAGCUCGACUACGUCGACGUGUUCCUCAUGCACUGGCCUUGGGCGACCACUCCUGCGCCCGAGUGCAAGCCGCUGCGCAUCACCGAGAGCCCGACGUUUGCGGAGACGUGGACGUUGAUGGAGGGUUUGGUCGGGCCCAAGUGUCGGGUGAUUGGCGUGAGCAACUUUACGCAAAAGACGCUGGAUGUGCUCUUGGCUACGGCCAAGAUUGUGCCUGCGGUAAAUCAGGUUGAGCUGCAUGCGCUCAACCCCAACUUGAAACUCGUCCCUUACUGCGAGUCGAAAACAUUCACCACCCUCGGAGGCUCCCGGCCAGGCGCCAACAACGAGAUUCUCACUCACCCGCUCUUCACGGAGAUUGCCAAGGCGCAUGGAUGCUCCACCGGUGUCGUAUCGCUGUCUUGGGCCGUGCAGAGGGGCACAACCGUCAUCCCGAAGAGCAGCUCGGAGUCACGCAUCAUUGAGAACAUCAGGCUGGUAACUCUGACGGAGGACGAGAUGCAAAAGAUUAAUGAUGCUCACAAAACGAUACAUCAGUACCGGCUUGCAGACCAUAUCACGGGCUUGAUGAUCGAGAUGGAUGGUCAGCAAACGCUUCAAGGCUCCCAGGCUCUACCCAACCAUGCCAAGCGCAUCACCCUAGAGCUGAAUAUGGAUGCCAAGGAUGGGCUGAAAUCAAAGUACAAGACAACACCCCAACAAAGCACCAUGUCUGUACAAAAGGAUGCAAAGUGGUGGGACGGCCACGCUCGCAGCUAUGCCAAGAAGCCAGUCAGUGACGAAGCCGGCUAUCAACGGACCCUCAAACGGGUGACUGGCUUCUUAAAGCCGACGGAUAGGGUCCUCGAGUUGGGCUGCGGCUCCGGGUCCACCGCUUUGAAUUUAGCUCCGGCGGCGCAAACGUACCUGGCCACCGACAUCUCCCCAACCAUGAUUCAGAUCGCCAACGACAAGAUUGCCGCGUCUCCCGCCCCAAAUCUGUCAUUUCGAGUAGCGUCCGCCGAAACUCUGGCGGCCGAGGACGCGCGGUUUCACACCGUGCUCGGAUUCAACUAUCUUCACCUGGUGCGCGAUCUCCCGGGACGCUGCGCAGCAUCCACGCGGUUCUCGAGGAUGGCGGUCUCUUGA
Molecule: messenger RNA, 1404 nt
Organism: Parascedosporium putredinis
Lineage: Eukaryota; Fungi; Ascomycota; Sordariomycetes; Microascales; Microascaceae
Source: the annotation of a GenBank genome assembly